AUGGGCCCAGCCUCACUGCAGGAGGAGAGAGAACCGGGGAAAGAGUCCAAAGGGGAGAUGGAGGGCUACCGCUGCCUUCUGCAGGCCGGCUCGCAGCUGGAGAGCACUCUGCAGCAGGUGACUGUCCCUUUAAGCUUGAAGGAGGUGGGAGGCUACAUAGAGAAACAGGUGGCAUAUCUGUCAGGGGGGCGUGGGGAAGACUCCAGUGUCAUCAUCACCCUCCCAGAGUGCUCAGCUUUCAGUGACAUUCCAGAGGAAGCUUUAGCCAAAGUCUUUACAUACCUCACUCUCAUCCCUCGAACGAGGCAACCCGGAGUAAAGUUUAUCAUCAUUUUAGACCGAAGAUUGGAUACAUGGGCCUCAAUCAAAUCUGCACUUGCCAGGAUAGCAGCCUCUUUUCCUGGGAACCUCCACCUGGUCUUGGUGCUCCGACCCACCAGCUUCUUCCACCGCACUGUUACUGAUAUUGGUUUUCGCUUCAGCCAAGAGGACUUCAUGCUCAAGAUGCCAGUGGUGAUGCUGAGCUCUGUCACCGACCUGCUGCACUACAUUGAUGAGAACCAGCUGACUUCAGAGUUUGGAGGAACUUUGGAUUAUUGUCAUAGCGACUGGAUUGUUUUACGAACAGCUAUUGAAAGUUUUGCUGUCACAGUCAAAGACAUUGCACAGAUGUUACAGGGCUUUGGCACUGAGCUGGCAGAGGCGGAGCUGGUUGAUGAGGGGAAAGCCAUCGAGUAUCUCCUUGAGUCCCACACUGACAAGUACAGGAAACUCAAGGAUGCAAUUAGAUCAGUGUCGAAGGAAGGUCGCCAUCUUCUCGCAAGCUUGGAGACCUCCGGAAAGGAGGAUGACUCCCAGUGGGAUGUGAGGCUGGACUGGGAGACAGUACAGAGGCUUCUUGCUCAGCUCAGAGACAUGGAGUCAGCCUUUGAUGGUUUCUUUGAGAAGCAUCAUCUGAAACUCCAUCAGUAUCUGCAGUUGCUUAGAUACGAACAAAGCUUCCAGGAGAUGGAGUUGUGUCUGGAGCAUCUGGUGGGUCAGGAGAGGGAGCUCUCCAUAUCUGUCGACACUAUGGCUCAAACAGAACAGGCUCUCAAAAGGUUGGACAGUCUGGAAUCAAAUGCACAGGAGGUGAUGUCUCGAGCUCAGAUCAUCAUCCUUCACGGACACCAGCUAUCAGCAGGUCACCACUACGCCAUGGCUCUUAUAAUGCAGCGCUGCAACGAGCUCCGCCACUACUGUGAUACUCUCAAUGCUGCUCUCAAGACCAAACACACUCGUCUUCUGCAAACACACCAGCUGUUGCUUUGUCUGGGACAGGCCCAAACUUGGUGUGACGAUGGAGCGUAUCUGCUGGCCAAUCAGCUGGUAGAUAAGUACCAGUCUAAGGAGGGGGCCCAGGCUGCUUUGAGGGACAUUGAGAGGUUCCUGGAGGGGGCGCCAUCCAUGCUGAGCUCAGGACCUGAGAUCCUGGCCAUCGAGUACGAAGCUGACAUCACACCUCAACUGCAGGCCCAGAUAGGGAAAACGUUUGAGAAGCAUGCCUCAGUGCAGCAGAUGAUCCAGAGCCGGCAGACCUGUCUACGGAAGCUGGCAGAUAAACAUGUGCGACCCAUCCAACUGGUGGCCCCCAGGGCUGAAAACCCACCACGAUCCAAGUCCCCGCUCUUCUCCCCCAAACAUGGUGAGGGUUUGAAGUUCACAUUUGACAUCUCUCUGCCCGGGAAGAGAGCGUCCCGAAAGAGCCCCAACUCUAGAAAAAUUGAGGUGAUACACGACUACCAGGAGAGCCGGAGCUGUGUGUCGUACGGUCUGGAUGGAGAGGACAGCCCAGAUCUCCUGAAGCGGCAUGUGAUGAGGGAACUAAUAGAGACAGAGAGAAUCUAUGUGGAGGAGCUGCUGUCAGUUCUGCUGGGAUACAGGGCUGAGAUGGACAAUCCAGCUCUGUCAGGGCUUCUGCCCCCGAUCCUGCAUAGCAAGAGGGACAUCCUCUUUGGGAACAUGCCUGAGAUCUACAAUUUUCACAGCAGGGUUUUCCUUCAGGACCUGGAGGGAUGCCUGGAGGCUCCUGAAAGUGUGGGAGCCUGUUUUCUGGAGCGGAAAGAGAGUUUCCAAAUGUAUGAAUGCUACUGUCAGAAUAAACCGCGCUCUGAAGCGCUGUGGAGACAAUUCUCAGAAUGCGGCUUCUUUCAGGAGUGUCAGAAAAAGCUGGAGCACAAACUGGGUCUGGAUUCCUACCUUUUGAAACCAGUCCAACGCCUCACCAAGUACCAGCUGCUGCUUAAGGAACUUCUCAAAUACAGCACAGAUUGUGAAGGGGCUUCAGAACUGCAGGGGGCCCUGACGGCAAUGCUGGACCUGCUCAAAUCAGUCAAUGACUCCAUGCAUCAGAUAGCCAUCACAGGAUAUGAGGGUGAAAUUUGCGAGCUGGGCCGUGUGUUGAUGCAGGGUUCCUUCAGUGUGUGGAUCAGCCAUAAGAAAGGUCCCACGCGCAUGAAGGAGCUGGCUCGAUUCAAGCCGAUGCAGAGACACCUCUUCCUGUACGAGAGAGCUCUGCUCUUCUGCAAACGAAGGGAGGAGCACGGAGACGGCUGUGAUAAGACCCCCUCGUACAGCUUCAAGCACUGUCUGAAGAUGACUGCCGUGGGGAUCACAGAGAACGUCAAGGGAGAUGUGAAGAAGUUUGAGAUCUGGUACAGUGGCAGGGAGGAAGUGUAUGUGGUUCUGGCUCCCACAGUGGAGGUGAAGAUGGCCUGGCUCAAUGAGCUCCGCAGAAUCCUGACUAACCAGCAGAAGCUGCUUAGAGAUGAAGCAUAUCAACACGGCCAAAUGGUCGGACACAUGCAGCUUCCUCCACCACUCUCUGAGAGCAAACAGCAGAGGGCGUCGGUGAGCUCAGAGGACACUGAGUCGGGGAGGAGCAGUCCAGACCCCCAGCCUCACUCCCCUAAACACCAGCACAACCGCAAGAGUUGGCCCGGAGCUCACAACUCGGUAGACAUCUGCGAGGGUCUGGAGGAGUGGUCUGGAGGUCGGGACACCUUCCACCCAUCUGACACAGAGGAGGAGGUUUUGGUGAGACAGACGUCCCCAGGCAGAUACAGGGCUUUGGCUGACUGCCUUCAAAAUGGACCAGAGAGCAUCUCCAUCAAAUGUGGAGAUGUCAUCCAACUGCAGUUUGAAGACAACAAAGGACGCUGGCUGGUUAAAAACCUGAGCAGGCAACAGGAGGGCUUCAUAGCAGUUUCCAGCUUGCAGCUGAUUCUAGUCGACAGCAGUCGAGGACGCACAUCCAGACUAGGGGACCCAGGGAACCUGAAGGCGAGAAAGCUCAGCUCCCCGUAGAGAAGAAAGCACAGAAUGUGAAUCUGACAUUUAUUUGUGGAUGAUGACGAGACAGAAGGAACAAUUUGAGCCAUAGACGUCUCAUAACUGAUCAGCCACCAACUACUCACUCCCCGGCACAGUUCAAUCAUUUAGUCGACAAAUGUGGAAAUACACAGACCUGACUUUCUUCCAGCUUAUGAAUGACAAUCCAAUGGGCCGUUGUUUUGAGAUAGUGAAGGUGCACUGUGGCACCAGUG
Molecule: messenger RNA, 3584 nt
Organism: Anoplopoma fimbria (sablefish)
Lineage: Eukaryota; Metazoa; Chordata; Actinopteri; Perciformes; Anoplopomatidae
Gene: mcf2a
Product: MCF.2 cell line derived transforming sequence a
Exons: 30
Coding region: 1-3345 (1114 amino acids)
Biological process (GO): dendrite development; intracellular signal transduction
Cellular component (GO): cytoplasm
Molecular function (GO): guanyl-nucleotide exchange factor activity; protein binding
Source: RefSeq, a predicted model, not a curated record